This is a messenger RNA of Cyprinodon variegatus (sheepshead minnow), 5100 nucleotides long. RefSeq names its product Down syndrome cell adhesion molecule homolog. The transcript has 25 exons. The record is from RefSeq and is a predicted model, not a curated record. Lineage: Eukaryota; Metazoa; Chordata; Actinopteri; Cyprinodontiformes; Cyprinodontidae. The coding region runs from base 835 to 5100 and encodes 1421 amino acids. Gene Ontology annotation, biological process: cell-cell adhesion. Gene Ontology annotation, molecular function: protein binding.
UACACCUCCUCCUGGUGUCCUGCCCUCAAGACGGACCGGUAGCCGCUUCUGCUCCUUUAAGGCAAUGAGGAAUUAAAGCGCCUGCAGGGGCAGGGGGAGAGGGUUAUUCUGUGUAAUACUCAGAGAGUCUGUGAGGCUGCGAUUAGAGAACGACAGCGGGAAGAUGCGCUUGCCCGCUCCUUGCUGGACGCAAAGAAGCCAUGAAGAUGAUCUGACUUUGGAGUCUGACAAAAAACAGGGUCUUUUCCAUCCUCGCAUCCUCUCUCCACUUUUUUGCUUUAUUCUUCUUUUAGUUGGAUCCUAUUUAAUUGUCUAAAAGUAUCUUUUCUCCAAGGAUGACUUAAUUAUUUUUUGUUAAAAUUAGAUAAUCAAAGCUUUGUUUUCUUUUUUUUUUAGGAUUUGUUUUGGAGAUUUAGUUUAUGGCUAAUUUGGGAAAUUAUCUUGGCACCAGGACCCGGCUCUGACUCAGCAUCACACACACCUGGGUUUUACCACUUCAGCAUCCCCUUUGAAUAACAGGGAGAAGCAGCAAGACGCGGAGCACAAGAGGAGAGUCUGCGCGCAGCGCUCUCCCCAAGACAAUCACAGAGCCUCAUUUUGUCCGAGCGCAGAAAAAUAAAAGCAAAGACACAGGUUAGCGAAGGGGAAUUAAAGUAGAAAGGACAUUUUUUACUCAUUUGUGCGUAAAGCAAGUAAAGAGACUCGGACUGGCUCGCAUCAAGACACACGCAAAUGUUUAACCUUACACCAGGCGCACUGAAGAGAAACCCAGGGAGGCACCGGUCGGAGGAAGACGAGAAAGCAUAGCUUUGGGGGGAUUGAACGGAGCAGGGCAUGUGGAUAUUGGCUUUUAUCUUCCUCCAGAGCAUCUUAAAUGUUUUCGGCGAAGAUCUUCAUUCCAGCCUAUACUUUGUCAAUGCAUCUCUGCAAGAGGUAGUAUUUGCCAGCACAACGGGAACUUCGGUUCCCUGUCCCGCUGGGGGUGCUCCGCCCGCUUCGCUGCGGUGGUAUUUGGCUACCGGCGAGGAGAUCUACGAUGUCCCGGGCAUCCGUCACGUCCACACCAAUGGAACCCUCCAAAUCUUCAACUUCCUGCCAUCCAGCUUCAGCAAGCUGAUCCAUGACAACACGUACUACUGCACUGCCGAGAACCCUUCUGGCAAGAUCAGGAGUCAGGAUGUCCACAUCAAAGCUGUUUCGCGGGAACCCUACACUGUCAGAGUGGCUGACCAGAAGGCUAUGCGAGGCAGUGUGGCCGUCUUCAAGUGCAUUAUCCCCGCCUCGGUGGAGGCCUACGUCUCCGUUGUAUCAUGGGAGAAAGACACAGUUUCACUGAGCUCAGGACAAAGAUAUCUCAUCACAUCUACGGGAGCCUUGUACAUUGUGGACGUCCUGCCUGAGGAUGGCCUAAAUAACUACCGCUGCACAACACGCCAUCGCUACACGGGUGAGACCCGCCAGAGUAACAGCGCGCGUCUCAUUGUGUCAGACCCCACCAAUGCUGAGCCAGCCAUUUUGGAUGGCUUUGACCACAGAGAGGUAAAGAUUAAUCAUCGAGUGGAGCUCCCCUGUAAAGCCUCAGGCUUCCCUACACCCAAAUACCGUUGGCUGAAGGACAACAGCCCUCUGGAGCCAGACAGUCGCUUUCGCCAGACCAUCUCAGGGUUGCUCAUAGAGAAUGCACAGCCUAGUGACUCGGGGACGUAUGUAUGUGAAGUAUGGAACAGUUAUGGCAAUGCAGAGGUCAUGGGACGCCUGUAUGUUAAACAGCCUUUGAAAGCAAUGGUCAGCCCUCGAAAGGUUAAAGGCAGUGUGGGUAGCAAGGUGUCUCUUUCUUGUAGCGUGAGUGGUUCCGACGAAUAUGAGCUGUCAUGGUAUCGCAACGGAGAGAUCAUCUACCCUGGAAACAAUGUUCGCUUCACAGGGCUUAACCGGGAGAACCUAAUCAUUGAGGGAAUGACAAAAAGUGAUGGCGGAGCUUAUCAGUGCUUUGCCAGGAAGGGCAAGAUGUCUGCACAAGACUUUGUGCAGGUUAUCCUCGAAGACGGGACCCCAAAAAUCUUGUCCUCUUUCAGUGAGAAGGUGGUGAACCCCAACGAGCCCCUGUUCCUGGUCUGCAACGUGAAGGGAACGCCGCCUCCCAGGUGCAGCUGGUCGCUGGACGACGACCCCGUCAUCAAAGAUGGCCACCACCACCUGGGCCAUUAUGAGACCCAUGAAGGCCACGUAAUCAGCCAGCUCAACGUGACCCACACCCAGGUGCAGGACGGCGGGUUGUAUCGGUGCACGUGCAGCAACUCGGCCGGGGUCGUGUACCACCAGGCUCGAAUAAACGUAAGAGGCCGUGCCACCAUCCGUCCUAUGAAAAACAUCACAGCCAUUGUAGGGCGGGAUGCCUUUGUUCACUGCCGUGUGAUUGGCUAUCCUUACUACUCCAUAAAGUGGUACAAAAACUCUGCCCUGCUCCCGUUUAAUCACCGACAACGAGCUUUUGAGAAUAAUGGUACUUUGAAGCUGAGCAACGUGCAGCAGUCAGAUGCGGGAGAGUACAACUGCAAGGUGAUGGUGCAGCCCAACAAGAUGGAAUCCCAGAGUGUCCACGUCCGAGUGAGAGUCCCUCCUUACAUCCAGCCCUUUGAGUUUCAGCGUUUCACUAUCGGUCAGCGUGUGUUCAUACCUUGCGUGGUCAUGUCGGGCGACCGGCCUUUGGACAUCACCUGGCAGAAGGACGGACGGCCUAUUCCUAUCAGCUUGGGCGUGACAGUCGACAAUAUCGACUUUACCAGCUCGCUGCGGAUAAACAACCUGACACCUGACCACAACGGCAACUACACCUGCAUCGCCCGCAAUGAGGCCGCUGUUGUGGAGCACCAGAGUCAGCUCAUUGUUCGAGUUCCUCCUCAGUUUGUGGUUCAGCCUGAGGAUCAAGAUGGGAUCUAUGGGAAAACUGUGACCCUUAACUGCUCCGCUGAAGGCUAUCCACCACCCACUAUUGUUUGGGAGCACUCCAAAGGUGCCGGAGUCCCCCAGUUUCAGCCCAUCCUGCUGAACAGCGGCUCUCGAAUCCAGCUGCUGAGCAACGGUUCGCUGCUUAUCAAACACGUGCUGGAGGAUGACAGCGGCUUCUACCUGUGUAAGGUCAGCAACGACGUUGGAGCUGAUGUCAGCAAGUCCAUGUACCUCACUGUCAAAAUACCAGCCAUGAUCACCUCCUACCCAAACACCACUCUGGCCACGCAAGGUGAGGAGAAGAGGAUGAGCUGCAUUGCUCACGGGGAGAAACCCAUCAUGGUUCGCUGGGAGAAAGAGGAGCGCAUCAUCAACCCCGAAACCAGCCGAUACGUGGUUACUUACAAGGAAGUGGCUGACGAAGUCGUCUCAACACUAGUGAUCAUGCCAACUGUUCGCGAGGACUCAGGGUUCUUCUCCUGUCAUGCCAUCAACUCCUUUGGUGAGGACAGAGGCAUCAUACAGCUGACUGUGCAAGAACCACCAGAUCCUCCCGAGGUGGAGAUCCGGGAGGUCAAAGACAGAACUAUAGCUCUCCGCUGGACUAUGGGGUUUGACGGCAACAGUCCUAUCACAGGAUACGAUAUUGAGUGCAAGAACAAAACAGCUUCAUGGUUGUCUGCGCAGGUAACCAAAGAUGUGUCACCGCAGCUUAACCAAGCCACUAUUAUUGACCUCCAUCCUUCUUCAACGUAUAACAUCCGUAUGGUUGCCAAGAACAUUAUUGGAAACAGCAACCCCAGCAAUGAGCUCACCAUCACUACUGAUGAAGCAGCUCCUGAUGGCCCCCCACAAGAUGUCACUCUGGAGCCAACCUCCCCACAGAGCAUCAAAGUUUCCUGGAAGCCUCCCCAUAAACAUUUGCAAAACGGUGUGAUCCGCGGCUACCAGGUGGGCUACAGGGAGUACAGUCCUGGAGGGAGUCACCAGUUUACUAUUAUCAGUGUGGAUUCAACAGGAGACACCACCGAGAGCAUCAUGCUGGACAAUCUGAAGAAGUUCACUCAGUACAGCGUGGUUGUUCAGGCUGCAAACAGAGCUGGAACAGGACCUUCUUCACAGCAGGUGGUCACCAAGACCCUGGAGGAUGUGCCCUCCCGACCUCCUGAAAAUGUGCUGGCAGUAGCCAAAUCUCCAGAGGUGAUUUCCCUCUCCUGGAUGCCUCUACCAAGAGAAGCUCUCAAUGGAAACCUGCAGGGCUACAGAGUAAUCUACUGGGCAAAUCUGCCUGAUGGAGAACUUGGUGAAAUCCGGAAUGUGACAACUGGUCAGCCUUCUCUGGAGCUGGAUGGUUUAGAGAAGUACACCAACUACAGCAUCCAGGUCUUAGCUUUCACUAAUGCUGGAGAUGGAGUCCGCAGUGAGCAGAUCUAUGUUCGCACCAAAGAGGAUGUUCCUGGUCCACCAGCAGGAGUAAAGGCUGCAGCCUCUAGCAGCUCUGCUGUGUUUGUCUCCUGGCUGCCUCCGCUUAAACUUAAUGGCAUCAUCAGAAAAUACAUCGUCUUCUGCUCUAACUUGCAUCCCAUGGUGAUGAGUGAGUUUGAGGCAUCUCCCGAUAAAUAUUUUUACAGGAUCCCAAAUUUGGCUCGAAACAGACAGUACAGUGUCUGGGUGGUGGCAGUGACGGCUGCAGGACAUGGAAACAAUAGUGAGAAGAUCACCGUGGAGCCUUUACCCGAAGCUCCAGCUAGAAUCCUGACAUUUAAUGGAACAGUCACUACUCCCUGGAUGAAGGACAUUGUUUUACCAUGCAAAGCUGUUGGAGAUCCUCCUCCCACCAUUAAAUGGCUCAAGGGAAACACAAAUGGGACACCUACGCCUGUAAUUGUGGAUGGUCGUCGUAGCGUCCAUGGCAACGGGAGCUUCCUAAUCCGUACAGUAAAAGCAGAGGACUCUGGGAACUACAGCUGUGUGGCCAGCAACAACUGGGGGUCUGAUGAGAUCACCCUGAACCUGCAGGUUCAAGUACCCCCUGACCAGCCCCGUCUCACAGUUACCAAGACUACCACCACGUCAAUCACAUUGUCAUGGAUACCCGGAGACAACGGAGGGAGCUCCAUCAGAGCACAACAGUUAACUCCUAAAUGCUAG